Molecule: messenger RNA, 3200 nt
Organism: Ostreococcus lucimarinus CCE9901
Lineage: Eukaryota; Viridiplantae; Chlorophyta; Mamiellophyceae; Mamiellales; Bathycoccaceae
Exons: 1
Coding region: 1-2148 (715 amino acids)
Molecular function (GO): helicase activity
Source: RefSeq, a predicted model, not a curated record
AUGCACACGUCACUGAACGCUUUUUCGGAAACGGAUGAGCUCGAAAAUAUUUUGAGUCUUAGCGCUGGGCGCCCGUCACCGCUCAUCGAUAGCAUACUAGGCAAACCACCGCCGAAGGAACUUGAAGAGGAAGCAGAGCUGUAUUUGAAGGACGCAGACAUUGGUGUCGCACCGUUACAAAGAAGCUUUAAACUCAACGACGACCAGGCUCGCGCGGUGUCAGGAGCGCUCGCAAGCGCGACUUCAGCUUCGCAUCUACCCGUGCGUCUCAUUCACGGGCCUUUUGGAAGCGGUAAGACGCACACGAUUGCGGCGUUUGUCACCAAAGCCGCCGAGCUUUUGAAGUCUUCGAAUGGGAGAAUAAUGAUCGCUGCGCACACCAACGUCGCUGUCGAUCGGGUGCUUCAGUCUCUUCUCGAAGCCGGUUUCACUGAUUUCAUUCGUGUAGGAAGUGUUCGAAAGAUUGAUCCUGUGAUUCUUCCGUAUUCUCUUCACGUCAAGACUGGCAAAGGACCGUCGCAAGCGAAAGAGCUCGAAGCCAUGCUCAAGGAAACGACUUCGGUGCGAAAAAGAGCCAUUUUGCAGAAAGAAAUCGAGACUCUGUCGUCAGGUAAAGUUGGGAUGCGGAAAGCGUUGCUGAAAAAGUGUAGCGUCGUUGGCGUCACGUGUUACUCGUCAUCUCACGAAGAUCUCAAGAACAUGGAGUUCUCGGUGGUCGUUCUUGAUGAGUGCUCUCAGAUGACAGAACCGAGCAGUUUGCUUCCGGUGGUACAGUCACGGUGCAAAACGCUCGUCGCUGUUGGCGACCCUUUGCAGUUGUCGCCAGUCGUCGCCGAUGUUCCGGAAAGCAAUCGAUCGAAAGCAAACGUGACCCGCAACCCGCUCAAACGAACGCUCUUUUCUCGCCUGAGCGACGCUGGGCAUUCCAAAGUGACGUUGCGCACGCAGUAUCGAUUGCAUCCGGCACUUAGUGCCGUCCCAAACAAGUGUUUCUAUGACGGUGUCUUAAUCGACGGCAUCGGUGCGAGCGAUCGGACGAGUUUGAUUCGACUGACGACGGGCGGUGUUUUGUCGCCCAUCGUCUGGUGGGACACGAGUGGAUUUGACACAAAGGAGGGGCAAUCGAAACUCAACGUUGAAGAAGCGACGCGCGUGAGUGGUGUCGUGCGAUGUUUGCUCGAUAACGACGUUCCGGCUGGUAGGAUCGGCGUGAUUGCGUUUUAUGCAGCGCAGGCGUCGUGCGUGUCAAACAAGCUUGCGCACGCCCCUCACGACGUCGCUCGCGAGAUGACCAACGUCAACGAUGACGAGGAUUUUGAAUCCUUUCUCCCAUCCGACGUGCAAGUGAGUACGGUGGAUGCGUUUCAAGGCCAAGAGAAAGAUGUCAUCAUCAUCACAUUGUGUGGUGCACCGUUGAGUACCUUCACGAAUGCGGAGCGUCUGAAUGUUGCGCUCACGCGUGCAAAGCGACAUCUCAUCGUCGUCGGAGCCGCAGCAGUGGCGCAAAAGUCCAACGUUUCGGCGUGGGUGGAAACUUUGAAACGUGCGAGAUCCACACCAAAUGGAUACAUUCCCUUGAGUUAUGAAACCAACGCUGUGUUGCAGAAAUGGAGUCCAGCCGUGAAGGAGAGCGUCGAACAUGAUGACGUUCUCCUAUCCCCAAGUUCUGAAAUCGCGCCUUCGCCGCGCUUUUUAAACGACCGCGAAACGCUCCUUGAACUUGGAUUCGAUCAAAAGCGCUACUGGGACUUUUACUGCGCCGUCAUGCGUGGUGUCAACUACGAUCACAAACAAAGUCGCGCGACCGUUACCGAAUCGCCGUUGCGGCCCUUCAUUCAACGCGUGUUCCCGCGUGUCUUCGACGCAAACGGCGACAUCGAAUGGUCCAAGGCAAAGGUGAAACGCGCGCUCAGCAUCGACGUCAUUGGCCUAUUGCGUCGAUUCAUAGAAUACGAACACGGCUCGGAAUGGGGCACUCUGGACAAGCUCAUAGACGCGUUUGAGGACCGCGAGGAAUUCGAACGCGACCCCACGGGCUUUGGUUGGAUGUGCGUUCAAGAGGCGGAGGGCGCCGUCGCCGUGGGUGACUGCGGCACCGGACCCACGACCCGUUCCGACGACGCCGACGAAGAUUCCUGGAACACGUAGACUGUCGGUCAACUAGACGACGCACGCAUUGCAUGAAACAUUCUUUAAUUUCCGCAGCGGAAAUUCCGCUCGCAGUCGCCCCGACGCCGAGAAACAAAACGACACUUCGUCACUCGGCGACGCAUCGCGCCCGAACUCAACCACCCGCGCGCGUUCGGCGCCCGAAAUCCGCGCACGCGCGCAUCGGAUUACACUUCUUCUAGCAUGCUCGCGCUGUCUCCCACCGCCCUCGCCGUCGUCAGCGACACCGACGAACGUCGUCGUCGCGCAUCGAGCGCGCGAACCGCCGACGACGCCGCGUCGACGUCUGCGCUCGAGCGCGCGCUCGCGGACGCGCGAACGCGCGCGCGCGAGUCGAGCGUGAAAGUGUGUGAGCUGGAGGAAUCGUGUGCGGCGCUCGCCAUCGCAGCGGGACGCGCGGAAACGCGCGCAAAGGCGCUGGGGGAACGAUUAGCCGACGCGGAACGCGGCGCGUCGUCGACGUUGGAGCGAGACGCGCUGGAGACACGCGUCAAGGCGCUGGAGACGGCAAAUGAACGCCUGAGAGUGGGGUUGCGAGAGAAGAGCGAGCGCGUGGACGCGCUGGAGGCAGAGGUGCGGGAGGGGAGACGCGCGGAGGAUUCGGCGGGCGACGCGGCGACGACGACGGAGACGGAGACGGCGGCUCGGAGGGAACGAGAGAUCGUGCGCUUGCGUGGAGAGUUGAGUCGACAAGCACAGGUGAUUGCAGAUGCGUAUAGGGAUGAGGUACAGCGAUUGCAGCGAGAGUUGGCGAUGAGCCAAGGGCGAUGUGAACGCGCGGAGAAGGAGAACGCGCAGUUGAAGAAGAAACUAGCCACCCGCGUGGGCGAACGUAGGACGUACGAGUCACCGUACGCGUACGCCAAGUACGAGGGAAAGAUCGAUACAAUCAGGCAUGCAUCAUCGCCAUCGCGAAGUCCAUUGGCUCGACGAUGCGAAAACGUGUUCGAACGAUUGGCGACGCCGAAAAGAAUCUCGGAACGGUCGUCUCCCGCAAUUUCGCCGAAGAGUUUUCGAUGAUCGGAUUCUUA